GCAGUCGCCGCCGGGCUGUGCGAAGCCCGAGGUUGCCGCGCGGACACUGCGAACGGGGGCCCGGGCGCCGCGGAGAGCAUGAGGCUGUGCUGGCUGCCCGUCUUGCUCCUCGCCGCGGAGAUGCCUGCAGUGGAAGGCAAUUGUGAGAGAAACGAGUUCCAGUGCCAAGAUGGGAAAUGCAUCGCCUACAAGUGGGUUUGUGAUGGGAGUGCCGAGUGCCAGGACCAGUCUGAUGAAUCCCCGGAGACAUGUAAGUCUGUCACCUGUAAGGUGGAGGACUUCAGCUGUGGGGGUCGCAUCAACCGUUGUAUUCCUGAGUUCUGGAGAUGUGACGGCCAGAUAGACUGCGAGAAUGGCUCGGACGAGCAAGGCUGUUCCCCCAAGACCUGUUCCCCAGACGAGUUCCGCUGCCGUGACGGCAACUGCAUCGCCCCAGAGUUCGUCUGCGACUUGGACCGAGACUGCCUGGACGGCUCGGACGAGGAAUCCUGCCCCCCGCCCACCUGCGGCCCCGCCAGCUUCCAGUGCAACAUCUCCUCCUGCAUCCCCGAGCUGUGGGCCUGCGACGGCGACCCCGACUGCGAUGACGGCUCCGACGAGUGGCCGCAGAACUGCGGGGGCCGCAACACGUCAGCCAGGCACGGGGACGAGCCCUGCGUGGCCAGCGAGUUCCACUGCCGCCGCAGCGGCGAGUGCAUCCACCGGAGCUGGCGCUGCGACGGCAGCGCGGACUGCAAGGACAAGUCCGACGAGGAGAACUGCGCUGUGGCCACAUGCCGGCCUGACGAGUUCCAGUGCUUCGAUGGGACCUGCAUCCAUGGCAGCCAGCAGUGUGACAGGGAGCAUGACUGUAAGGACAUGAGUGAUGAGCUUGGCUGCAUCAAUGUGACUCUGUGCGAGGGCCCCAACAAGUUCAAGUGCCACAGCGGCGAAUGCAUCACCGUGGACAAAGUGUGCAACUCGGUCCGGGACUGCCGGGACUGGUCAGAUGAGCCCCUCAAGGAGUGUGUGACCAACGAGUGCCUGACUAACAAGGGUGGCUGCUCCCACCUCUGCAAAGACCUCAAGAUUGGCUACGAGUGCUCGUGUCCUGAGGGCUUCCGGCUGGCGGACCAUCGAAGAUGCGAAGAUAUCGACGAGUGUGAGGACCCCGACGCCUGCAGCCAGCUCUGUGUGAACUCCGUGGGCAGCUACCAGUGCAAGUGUGAAGAGGGCUUCCGGCUGGACCCCUUCACCAAGGCCUGCAAGGCUGUGGACACCAUCGCCUACCUCUUCUUCACCAACCGCCACGAGGUGAGGAAGAUGACGCUGGACCGCAGCGAAUACACCAGCCUCAUCCCCAACCUGAAGAACGUGGUCGCCCUGGACGUGGAAGUGCAAGCCAACAGGGUCUACUGGUCCGACUUGUCCCAAAGGAAGAUCUACAGCACGCAGAUCCACAGAGAGUCCAACUCCUCCUAUGACACCAUCAUCGACGAGGGCCUGCAGGCCCCCGACGGGCUGGCCGUGGACUGGAUCCACGGCAACCUCUACUGGACGGACUCCAUGCUGGGCACCGUCUCUGUGGCCAACACCAAGGGCGUGAAGAGGAAGACCCUCUUCAAGGAGAAAGGCUCCAAGCCGAGGGCCAUUGUGGUGGAUCCCCGUCACGGCUUCAUGUACUGGACAGAUUGGGGGACCCCUGCCAAGAUCAAGAAGGGGGGCCUGAAUGGCGUGGACAUUCACUCACUGGUGACAGAGGACAUCCAGUGGCCCAAUGGCAUCACCCUGGUGCUCAUACCAACAGGUCAGGUGACAUGGUCUAGUUCAAAAUGGGGUUCUAUUGAGAACCUCCGCGGUUCGGGGGCUGGGAAGACAGUGGUCCGCCCAUCCCAGUGGCUAAUGGGGUCUGUCAUCUUCCUCACUGCCCCUUAGGAUAAAGUAUUUUGGACGGAUAUCAUCAACGAAGCCAUUUUCAGUGCCAACCGCCACACGGGGUCCGACAUUAAUCUGAUGGCAGAAAACCUGUUGUCCCCGGAGGACAUUGUCCUUUCCCACCGCCUCACGCAGCCAAAAGGGAUAAACUGGUGUGAGACAACUUUCUACUCCUACGGCGGCUGCCAGUACCUGUGUCUCCCGGCCCCACAGAUCAACUCCUACUCACCCAAGUUCACCUGUGCCUGCCCUGAUGGCAUGUUGCUGGCCGAGGACAGGAGGAGCUGCCGCCCAGCCUCGGAGGACGUUCCUAUCAAAGAGGACAGGAAGGAGAGGCCCCGGGGCGUGGGCUGGCUCUACAUUGUCCUCCCCAUCGUGCUGCUCACCCUCCUGUGCUUCGGGGCCUUCCUCCUCUGGAAGAACUGGCGGCUGAAGAGCAUCAACAGCAUCCACUUUGACAACCCCGUGUACCAGAAGACCACGGAGGACGAGGUGCACAUCUGCCACAGCCAGGACGGCUACACCUACCCCUCGAGACAGAUGGUCAGGAUGGAGGAUGACAUGGCAUAAGCCGCUGCCUCCAGUCCUGCCCCUCCCAGAACCUGCUGCUGGUCAAGGGCAGGAAGAACACUUUCUCCCCAAACCCUUGACCUUUCCAAAACCCUUCUUCAGACCUCCGACGCCCGCCCGUUCCGUUCAGAGAAAGAAGCGGCCAAAGCCCUGCUGGCAGCUGACCUCGACGCUGGCAGCCACGGGCCUGUCUGCCAGAGCUUUGUUUUAUAUAUUUAUUCGUCUGGGAGGCAGGCGACAGAGCACACGGAAUGGGUUUUGGUUGAAACAUUUUUCUUGACCUUUUCUCCUCAAUUGGCUCCUCACCUGAGGAACAAAUGGACGGAGGGACACCAAGCAAGAGAAAGCAAGUGGCUUUGAAUCGAGAGCAGGUGAUGCCCACAGGGUCCCAGGCAGCUGCCGAGCCUCUAACCUCAGGAGUAAAUGUGUUUACCUCUGCCUUGCAAGCCUUGGUGGACGCCAGAGUCGGCUUCUGCUCUGCCUCCCCCCGAUCAGGACGAAAUCCGUUUCCUAAGCCGAGUGUGUGCCCUCUCCUUCAUCCGGGACAUGGCGUGGACAUGGCGGAAUCCAGCACACCGGGGCGGCCAACUGAGCCCACUCAUUCAACAAAACCUCAACAGUUCCCCAGGGAAAGCCUGAGCACCCUUUGCCCUUAAUAUUUAUCGAGGGCCCGCGCUCCCCGGGCACCUUGUGUGUGAGGAUUAGUGCCCUCCGACCUCUAGCAGUGCCCUUCAGCCCAGCCCAGCCGUGCCCCAGCCCUAGCCCC
This is a messenger RNA of Myotis lucifugus (little brown bat), 3250 nucleotides long. It is a transcript of the gene LDLR, whose product is annotated as low density lipoprotein receptor. Gene Ontology annotation, molecular function: protein binding; calcium ion binding. The transcript is spliced from 18 exons. NCBI's taxonomy places the organism in Eukaryota, Metazoa, Chordata, Mammalia, Chiroptera, Vespertilionidae. The record is from RefSeq and is a predicted model, not a curated record.